CAAAGCUCAAGGGAUCGAUCAAUGAUAGCGAUCCGUUGCCAAAGGCGGUCAGCCCAACUCCCAAAUUCUUUCGCCAACACCCAAAAGUCCCUCUCUCCACGACCGCCUGGCGCGACCUGCGUUUCUUUUCCCCGUCUUCUCGUCCACUCGCUCCUGUCAUGGUCGAUUGCCUCUGAUCGAUCUCUCAAUUCAUCACAAUGGCAGGAUUGCAGUCUCGCUCGGCCAUGUCGCUGCCGUUCUCCCUCUCUUCGGCGUUUCGCAACCUCUCGUUGACGGCCUCGAAACGGUCCUUUUCCACGACUCCCGCGGCGCAGAAGAUCAAACCGCUCCCGGACUACAUCCCUCCCUAUCCCUAUGGCCCGAACUACAUGUACCGACAGUCGAAUACCGGUCUCUACGGCGGCGUGACGAUUCAAUUCGGAAACAAGAUCUCGCAGGGUCGGAAUGAGGGGAAAACUCGACGAAGCUGGAAGCCGAACGUCCGGCGGAAGAAGAUCUACAGCGAGGCCCUGGACGAGCACCUGUUUAUCAAGGUUACCCGGAAGGCAUUGCGGACGAUCCAAAAGUCUGGCGGACUCGACAAGUACCUGCUGGACGACCGGCCAGCGCGGAUAAAGGAGCUGGGCCUCUUCGGAUGGCGGCUGCGGUGGCAGGUGAUGCAGACACCGAAGAUCCAGGAGCAAUUCCGACAAGAGCGAAAGAAGCUGGGCCUCCCCGAACCGCCAACCUUUGAAGAGUGGGUGGCACAGAAGGAGGCGGAGAUCAAGGCCAGAGCGGAAGACGAGACCAACAUCAAGGAAGCCACGAAGCCGAUUUACAACAAGACGCUGUACUAGAUGCAAGAGAGGGCCAUGGGAACUUGAGAGAGACCAGCAGUUGAUUUGUUUUAAUUUGCGGUGACUUAUGGAUGGGCGUCUGUAUCAUUAUGUCUGUGAUGGUCGACAAUGUCUUGCGCAUACCACUUCUGACGUUGUCGGCAUCUGCUUGGGGAUGGCGGGGAGACUAUAAGCAAUAUUUGAUUGCAUGAUUAGCUUUUCAGUGUAUUUAUAUUCUUUUUUUGUCAAUGCUAGCUACACUUGGGAUACA
Molecule: messenger RNA, 1086 nt
Organism: Aspergillus steynii IBT 23096
Lineage: Eukaryota; Fungi; Ascomycota; Eurotiomycetes; Eurotiales; Aspergillaceae
Product: mitochondrial 54S ribosomal protein bL28m
Exons: 1
Coding region: 198-836 (212 amino acids)
Cellular component (GO): mitochondrial large ribosomal subunit
Molecular function (GO): structural constituent of ribosome
Source: RefSeq, a predicted model, not a curated record